CACACACUGCCUUGGUAAGGCCAUCUUCCCCUCCAUCACCACCAUGAAGCUGCUUGCUUUAACUGUGCUGCUCAUCACCAUCUGUAGCCUUGAAGGGGCACUGGUUCGGAGACAGGCGGAGGAGUCAAGUCUGCCCACGCUGUUCUCUCAGUACUUCCAGACUGUGGCUGACUACGGCAAGGAGUUAAUGGAGAAGGCCAAGGCCCACGAGCUUCAGGAUCAAGCCAAGGCCUACCUUGAGAAGACUCAGGAGCAGCUGACACCCCUGGCCAAGAAGGUUGAAACAGAACUGUAUAACUUCUUUAGCAUUUUCAUGGAAAGCAAAGCACCCGCGCCUACCAAGUGAGGUAUAGGGGGCCAUUGUCCUGCUGGCCCCAGCUGGCCCCUAGAACACUCUUGGCCAAGUCUGGAGCACUUUGCCCCACUCUCUCCUUG
Condylura cristata (star-nosed mole) is the source of this 435-nucleotide messenger RNA. It is a transcript of the gene APOA2, whose product is annotated as apolipoprotein A-II. Gene Ontology annotation, biological process: high-density lipoprotein particle assembly; negative regulation of lipase activity; low-density lipoprotein particle remodeling. Gene Ontology annotation, cellular component: spherical high-density lipoprotein particle; extracellular region; chylomicron. The transcript has 4 exons. The record is from RefSeq and is a predicted model, not a curated record. NCBI's taxonomy places the organism in Eukaryota, Metazoa, Chordata, Mammalia, Eulipotyphla, Talpidae. Bases 44 to 346 code for a protein of 100 amino acids. Gene Ontology annotation, molecular function: cholesterol binding; high-density lipoprotein particle receptor binding; apolipoprotein receptor binding.